GCUUCUUUUUCAGAUUUCUUACAAGUUUUGUUCAUUCUUCAACCUUCACAAGUCACCACCUAACCAUCGCGUAAUAUUCCCUUAAAAAAGAUCUUUUAUCAAUCAAACGCAAGAUUCGGUUUUGAUCUCGUUAUCGUAAUCUCAUCCGCCUUUGAUUUCCCCAAUUUUUAUUGAUUGCCCUAAUUUUGAUCUAUGUUGCUUUACUUGCCGUUGAUUAUUGCGACUGUAUGCUAAUCUGCACGGUGUUGGAGUCCGGUGAUUGUGGCUCAAGAUAUAUCUAAUUAUUUAUUCAAUGCUGAAUUGGUCUGAGUAUCUUAGGAUUGUGCGUUAUUGGGUGUACUAAAUUAUAGAGCUGUGAAGACUGCGAUUCAAUUUGGUGUAAAGUGCAAUAAGGAACCAGUAAAUGUUCAUUUGCUAACACACUGUCAAGUGUAUAACAUACAGCAGAUAGCAAUAGACAAGAGACUUGGUUCCUUUCAUUGGUAUGUAUUGAGUAUUUGAGUGAGUUUUGGGGUUUUGUCUGUUUUAGGUUUAUUGCGUAGUUUCUAGUUGACUUGAAUUUGAUCAUUGUGUAGUUUAUUCGGUUUAUAUUCCUGGACUGAAUCUGUUGUGUCGGUUUACUUGGUCCAAAACUUUAGGUUUCAUUAUGUUGUCUGUAUCGUCGAAGAUCAGUUAUUUUGUGUCUUCUGAUGAUGUUUUUCAUUAUCCCCGGGACCUUUACAUCAGAAUAAGAUGUACAUAUUAUGCAUUAGCGUCUUUUGCUUCUGUUUUGAAUUCAUGAGUAAUAGAGAAUUAAUUGUGUCAAUGUUAUUAGUGACACGUUGCAGUUCAGGUAGAUGGCUAGUAGAAAACGAAGCAUGCCGGGUGAAGUAGAUAAGCAUGCUCUGUACAAGGAAUGGGAUGAAGCUUCAUGCGCUAUAUGCAUGGAUCACCCACACAAUGCCGUUCUUCUACUUUGUAGUUCUCAUGAUAAGGGAUGCCGAACUUACAUUUGUGACACGAGCUAUAGGCAUUCAAACUGCCUGGAUCGGUUCAGGAAAGUCACGAAUGAAAAACCCGCUCCCCCUGCUCCGAGUUCGAUGAGGAGGAUCCCCUCACCGGUCAGGUUUAGAAGUAGGAGGCGAAAUUUUACUUUUCAAACUCCUAAUGGGAACUUAGGCUUGAGAACGCCAAGCUUUCGUGGAGAACUUGAUGCAUCUUCAAGUGAUGCUUUGGUAACCGAUGCUUUUGCGGGAGGAUCGGGAAAUGGCACCGCUAUUACGAAUGAUCACAUGGAGAUGAAUGACGGGGGUUUAGGAACUAGCGGUACUGUCUCUGGAAGUGAAAGGGGUCCCGAAGGGGCUGAUGCUGAGAACCCGUCGGAAUCAAAACUGAACCUCAGAUGCCCCCUGUGUCGUGGAAGCGUUUUGGGUUGGAAGGUUAUGGAAGAGGCGAGAAACUACCUUGAUUUGAAGCCUAGAAGUUGUUACCGGGAAUCAUGCUCGUUUGUCGGUAACUAUAGGGAACUGCGGCGUCAUGCUAGGAGAGUGCAUCCCACUGCCCGUCCUGCUGACGUUGACCCAUCGAGAGAACGAGCGUGGCAACGCCUCGAAGACCAGAGAGAAUACGGUGACAUUGUCAGUGCUAUUCACACGGCUAUGCCAGGUGCCAUCGUGCUCGGAGAUUAUGUAAUCGAGAAUGGAGAUAGAAUAUCGAGUGGACGAGGAAUAGGCGAAAAUAGCAGCAGCAGAUUGCUCAGUACCUUCUUUCUGUUCCAAAUGAUUGGCUCAAUGGAUCCUACACACGAGCCAAGAGGCAGCAGGUCAAGGGCGUUGUCAAGGUACCGACGCUCCAAUGGACCGUUUUCUAGGCGACGCUUUCUUUGGGGCGAGAAUUUAGGCCUUCACUAUGACGACGAUGACAAUGAUGACGGGAAUGAUGAAGUCGAGGACGAACGUGACCUGAAUAUGUCAAACGACUUGGGUGACAAUGGUGCUAACCCCAGAAGGCGGCGGCGCAGAUUGAUGCGAUCCCGAUCAGAUGAAGAUCAAGAUUAGAGAGCUGUGUCAUUCCUGCUCCAAACAUGAACUGAUAUUUCCAUUCUACAAUACUUGUAAAUUGUCUUUGAUUCUUGAAUCUUGAAACUCCCAGAGAUUGCUGAAAGGUCAUGCUAUUAUUAUCACAUUUGUUCUGCCAUUUUAUGGCUUUAGUAACCAUGAACCUUGUUUGAAGAAAUAUCACUUUGAAACCAGUUGUGAUUAAUGUUUUAUCA
This is a messenger RNA of Ipomoea nil (Japanese morning glory), 2251 nucleotides long. RefSeq lists its product as uncharacterized. The coding region runs from base 837 to 2036 and encodes 399 amino acids. The record is from RefSeq and is a predicted model, not a curated record. The transcript has 2 exons. Lineage: Eukaryota; Viridiplantae; Streptophyta; Magnoliopsida; Solanales; Convolvulaceae.